CUCUUUUCAAAUCAAAAACCAUGGCUGCUAUUCCACCUCAAUCCAUCCUUCCCCAAUACCCUGAGUUAAUUUUAGCUGCAAUUGAAGCUAUAGAUACAAAAAAUGGAGCUAACAAAUCAAAAAUAUCUAAACAAAUCGAAUCAUCGUACGGAACUUUACCGGCGGCGCAUUCCACGCUUUUGUCGCAUCAUCUCAACAAAAUGAAAGCCAGCGGUCAACUAGUGGUGAUUAAGAACAACUACGUCAGGCCUGAUCCAAACGCGCCGCCGCGUCGCGGCCGUGGAAGGCCACCGAAACAAAAUAAGGAAGUUCCGGCAGGUGUGGCUACGUCGCCGGCGAGAUCUAGAGGACGGCCGCCGAAAGCAGAGGGUGAAUCUGCUGGUCCUGUGAAAGUGGCGGUUGCGCCGUCGGUGAGUGGAAGGAAACGUGGACGGCCGCCAAAGGAUGGUACGGCGGCGGCGGUGAAGAAGGUGGAGAAGGCGGUUGGUGAACGGAGAGGAAGAGGACGGCCGCCGAAAGCGAAAAAUCCGGUUUGAAAUUGAAGCUAGUUUUUUAGGGGGUUAAGUUGUAAUUGUUGUUGUUUUAAGGAGCUUAUUGGAUGAUUUUCAAUUAGUGAAGUGUGUAAUUGGAGUGUAAAUUUAGGUUUCACUUUUGUUUGUUUUAGAUCUAAAUUCGAGAUGAUUUCAUUGUGAAAUUUGGAAAAUGGGAUGAAUGAUGAUUGUGACUUUUGACCA
This is a messenger RNA of Erigeron canadensis, 734 nucleotides long. Its product is annotated as HMG-Y-related protein A. The record is from RefSeq and is a predicted model, not a curated record. Bases 21 to 536 code for a protein of 171 amino acids. The transcript has 2 exons. Gene Ontology annotation, molecular function: double-stranded DNA binding; nucleosomal DNA binding. Gene Ontology annotation, biological process: chromosome condensation; negative regulation of DNA recombination; regulation of DNA-templated transcription. Gene Ontology annotation, cellular component: nucleosome; chromatin; nucleus. Lineage: Eukaryota; Viridiplantae; Streptophyta; Magnoliopsida; Asterales; Asteraceae.